Dryobates pubescens (Downy woodpecker) is the source of this 2613-nucleotide messenger RNA. RefSeq names its product fucosyltransferase 9 (gene FUT9). The coding region runs from base 10 to 1242 and encodes 410 amino acids. The transcript is spliced from 2 exons. The record is from RefSeq and is a predicted model, not a curated record. Gene Ontology annotation, cellular component: membrane. Gene Ontology annotation, molecular function: alpha-(1->3)-fucosyltransferase activity. NCBI's taxonomy places the organism in Eukaryota, Metazoa, Chordata, Aves, Piciformes, Picidae.
GCGCCGGGGAUGGGCAGCGAGAACGCGCCCAGGAGCAGCUCGGGCCCCGCCGGUCCUCCCCGCUCCCGCGCCCGCUGCUGCUCCUGCCCCGCCGCCCCCCGCGCUCCGGGGGCAGCGCCGCCGCCGCGCUCCCCGCAGCCCCCGCCUCGGACGGAACAAAUUAUGACAUCGACGUCUAAAGGAAUUUUCCGGCCAUUUUUUAUUGUCUUCAUUGUCCUUGGUUGCUUCAUGGCCUUUAUAUUAAUUUAUAUCAAACCAACAAAUAGCUGGAUCUCUGGUCCUAUAGAAUCAGCCAGUUCAGUUUUGAAAAUGAAGAGUUUCUUUUCUUCCAAAACUGAUAAUCUUAAUGAAACCACUGUUUUGAUCUGGGUUUGGCCAUUUGGUCAGACUUUUGAUCUAUCAUCCUGCCAAACAAUGUUCAACAUCCAUGGGUGCCAUCUGACUAUUGACCGCUCACUAUAUAACAGAUCCCAUGCUGUUCUCAUUCAUCACAGGGACAUCAGCUGGGAUCUGACUAAUUUACCUCAGCAAGCCAGGCCACCAUUCCAGAAGUGGAUCUGGAUGAACUUGGAGUCUCCAACUCACACUCCACAAAAGAGUGGCAUUGAACACCUCUUUAACCUGACCCUGACUUACCGGCGUGAUUCAGAUAUUCAGGUGCCUUAUGGCUUCAUGAUGGUGGGAACAAGUUCCUUGACAUUUGAAGUGCCAAGUAAGGAAAACUUGGUCUGUUGGGUUGUAAGUAACUGGAACCCUGAGCACGCUCGAGUCAAGUAUUACAAUGAGCUUAGCAAAUACAUUGAAAUCCACACCUAUGGGCAAGCCUUUGGAGACUAUGUCAAUGACAAAAACUUGAUCCCAACUAUCUCCACUUGCAAAUUCUACCUUUCCUUUGAAAAUUCCAUCCACAAGGAUUACAUCACUGAGAAACUUUACAAUGCUCUUCUGGCCGGAUCAGUACCAGUUGUACUGGGCCCCUCCAGAGAAAACUAUGAGAAUUACAUUCCAGCAGACUCUUUCAUACAUGUGGAAGACUUUCUCUCCCCUAGAGAGCUGGCAGAGUAUCUUCUCAUGCUAGACAGAAAUAACAAGAUGUAUCUUAGCUAUUUCAACUGGAAGAAGGAUUUCUCAGUGCAUCUUCCUAGGUUCUGGGAAUCACAUGCAUGUCUUGCUUGCGAUCAUGUGAAAAGACACCAGGAAUACAAAUCCAUUGGAAAUUUAGAGAAAUGGUUUUGGGAUUAAUUUGUGUGCGUGUGUGUGCACUUUUUAAAAGAAGCCAGAGGAAACUUCAGACCAAGUGGAGAGAAAAGGAAAAGAGAUGGAAAAGGAAGGAAAAGACAGACGUAUGUCAUGGGUUAUCAGCUGUCCUCUCUUGGUUCUCCUAUUUAUAUUUUGUAAGAGAUUUUAAAGUGUCAGCAGCAGCAGUCAUCAAUACUCAGUUUUAAAUUAUAAUGUACAUACUAAUUAUGUGCACUGAAGAAUAUUUGAUAGUUUACUAUAAUUUUUAAACAAGAUUUCCCACUAUUUCUGUGAAUUAUGUUCCAGCCUUAAUGUAGUAAUGGUUAACAUUUCUUUUUUUAACAUUACAUUUGCUGUUUCACCUAUCUGGAAAAUGAGGACACAACUUCUAAAUGCCAGAGAGAACUUUAAGAAAGUAAUGUGGUGUUCCAGUCUGAAAUGUGUGUAAUGUUACAAAGGACAGUAGAGGUUUUUAUGGUUCAUCUUGCUUCUUAAGAACAUGGUAAAAUUCAAUGCCUAACAUUAUUCCAGCAGGAUCAGUUGCACCCUUUUUAAGGGUACUGAACCUAGAAAUGUAGUUUUUAAAAGGUGUUGCAAUAACAGACAGUCUUUGUUUCUCAAAAUGUUUCCUAACAUUCUUCCAUUGAGUUGUUUUAGGAUUACAUCUGUUCUUACCCUCUCAAGAAUAAAGAAAUCAGAUAUAGAGAAGAUGAACAAUUUUAAUGAUUACAGCCCGGAUUCAUGCAGGUUUUGGGUGUACUUAAGUCUCACCGUGCCUCAGGUGUUGUUUGCAGGGGCCAGGGCUGUAAGUGGUGUUAGCUGCUACAAAGAUGAAGAGAUCUGAACAGAAGCCUUUGAUUACAUCGGCCUCUUGCACUGAACCCAGCUGGCAAUAACAGAUGUUUAGAGGCAGCUUGCUGAGAAGUUUUUGCAGUUUCUCUCAUAUAAUUUUUUGAAUAGUUGUAGCUGGACAACUUGCCAUGACUCAUGAAUCUGGAGAAAAAUAAGACCAAACAGUGGGUUUUUGAAAAUACAUAGGCUGAGAUUUAGUAAAUAAGUUGCCAGGCUGACAAUUUCAACCAUUCAACUGUUCAGACUAAUGAAUUUGAGGGGUUUUAAUGUAUUUUAUGUGACAGGUAUGAACAUGCACCCUUAAAAAUAGCAGUUGCUAUCAAAAUCUCAGUAUAUAAAUAGGAUCUCAAGUAACAAAUUAGUAAGUAUUAGAACAUGAUGAUUGUUUGAAAUGCCCACUUUUAACAUGCAUAAUUUGAUUUUAUUACUUUUUUCUUUCAGCUAAGACUUAAAUAUCUGAUUGCAGUAUACAUUUGUAUAUGCAAGGUUGUUUCAAUGACAUAAGCAUAUGGAUACAGGUCG